AUGUCAAAUUCCAAGUUGACACCUGGAAGCGACGCCGCAAAAGCGCUUGUUUUGAUAGGUAAGACGACUUUCAACGUCUUACCAGCUUCGGAAGUUAAUUCGGAUGAAACCGAACAAGUAUUCCGGACCACGGUGCCCAACAUGACAAUAAGUAUGGAGAGUGUCAAUCAGGCUAUAGAAGAAAUCGCACCAACCGGGCCAUACUUUCGAGGUUUUCUGCCAGGCGAUGCCAUUCGUCGUAUAUUGAGUGUCUCUCGGAGUCCUCAACAGACUCAGAAUGAUUGGUCUCGUGCGGAAAGUGAGACGGCCUUGCCUUACUCUGAAGAAAAUUAUGGAGGAGUAAUCGCUAUUGACUUGAUGAUUGAAGAGGUCUCCGAACUAUCAUAG
Messenger RNA from Tremella mesenterica DSM 1558, 387 nucleotides. RefSeq lists its product as uncharacterized. The record is from RefSeq and is a predicted model, not a curated record. NCBI's taxonomy places the organism in Eukaryota, Fungi, Basidiomycota, Tremellomycetes, Tremellales, Tremellaceae. The coding region runs from base 1 to 387 and encodes 128 amino acids. The transcript has 2 exons.